This is a messenger RNA of Iphiclides podalirius (scarce swallowtail), 345 nucleotides long. The record is from the annotation of a GenBank genome assembly. Lineage: Eukaryota; Metazoa; Arthropoda; Insecta; Lepidoptera; Papilionidae.
AUGUCCAAGGGUGGUGGUCAUGACUUGUCAUCGUGUGGGGUGCUCGCAGCCUGGUGGUGGGUUCCUCUUGGCUGCACCGUGGACCAAGCCGUAGGUGGCCACAACGAGGAAACGAUCCGUCGCCAGCGUCCGAGACGAAUCUCCCACGGCUAUUCAGUGCCGCAAUGGGCGUCGCAACUCACACCAACCGGUGCGGUGGUCGGCCGCCGUGACGGCCGGGGUCGCGCGAAGGUCACCGUCCACCCGUCGACGGUGCAUUGUCGGUGCCUUGGUUGUAACGCCCUUGAGGAACUGCGACCGCACGUCAAUCAAAGCGACGAGGAACGGACCAUUGAAGAUGGUGAA